Messenger RNA from Durusdinium trenchii, 2874 nucleotides. The record is from the annotation of a GenBank genome assembly. NCBI's taxonomy places the organism in Eukaryota, Dinophyceae, Suessiales, Symbiodiniaceae.
AUGCUCCUCCGAUGGCUGCCAGCCGCCGCACUGCUAGCUGUGCCGCUCGAGGCGGCAUUGCUGAACCAAAUUGAUCCCCUCCCGCCGCAGACAUCGCCCUUGACCUUUGCGCAAUCACUCAAGGAGGCGCAGGACACGUUUGCCGCCGCGGACAAGUUCUUCGCGGCGGCGCGCUUGGAGCACGCUCGAGACCGUGAAUCGGUCGAGCGCAUGGAGCGCGCCGUGGCUCAGCACCAGGCGGAGAUUCCAGGCAUGGAGUUCGCAGGGAUGCAGGACCCACUCCCUUUGCCGCAGAUACCGCAGCGGACAUUGCCCUCGGCGUUCGCGCAGUCGCGCAAGGUGUCGGAGGCGGAGAUUCCCGGCAUGGAGUUCGCGGGGAUGCAGGACCCACUCCCUUUGCCGCAGAUGCCGCAGCGGACAUUGCCCUCGGCGUUCGCGCAGUCGCGGAAGGUGUUGGAGGAGACUCCGCGCCCAGAGUUGGCAGGGAUGCAGGACCCACUCUUUUGGCGGCAAACGCCACAGCGGACAUUGCCCUCGGCGUUCGCGCAGUCGCGCAAGGUGUUGGAGGAGAUUCCGCGCCCAGAGUUGGCAGGGAUGCAGGACCCACUCCCUCUGCGGCAGACGCCACAGCGAAGAUUGCCCUCGGCGUUCAUGCAGUCGCGCAAAGUGUCGGAGGAGAUUCCGCGCACAGAGUUGGCAGGGAUGCAGGACCCACUUCCUCUGCGGCAGACGCCACAGCGAAGAUUGCCCUCGGCGUUCACGCAGUCACGCAAAGUGUCGGAGGAGAUUCCGCGCACAGAGUUGGCAGGGAUGCAGGACCCACUCCCUUUGCGGCAGACGCAGCAGCGGACAUCGCCCUUGGCAUUCGCACAAUCGCGCAAGGCAGCGGAGGACGCAUGGGCCGCUGCGGACAAGCUCUUCGCGGCAGCGCGCUUGGAGAACACCAGAGACUCCGUGGAGCGUGUGGAGCACGCCGUGGCCAGGGCUCGGCGGCACCAGGCAGAGAUUCCCGGCGCAGAGUUCGCAGGGAUGCAGGCUCCUCCUGCCGCUGACAUGCACCCCUGCAAGAUGGAUUGCAGCAAUCAGGGCCUUUGCCUUGCAGGGAAGUGCAUGUGCCGUGACGGCUUCUAUGGCGACCUUUGUGAGCAUCCACGAUGCCUCAAUGAUUGCAGUGGGCACGGGCAAUGCCUCACAGGUCAAUGCAAGUGCUCCUCCAACUAUGGUGGAGAGGACUGCAGCCAGCUGAUCCAGACCCAGAGUUCUUUGGCCUUCCUGAGACGAGGCCUCGCGGCCGAAAGCGCAGAGUUGGCCAAGCAGAGCUCGCAGAGCCCGUCUGCGAAGGUCUCGCAGGUCGUCACGAAGGCGUGCCCAUUGAACUGCAACAGUCGCGGCGACUGUCGUGAUGGAACCUGUGAAUGUCAUGACGGAUGGACUGGCUCAUCUUGCCAGGACUACUUGCAGCCUGCAUUGGUCGACCUCACCGAGGGUCAGUCUACGAGCAGCUGUGCAAACCAGUGCUCCGGGCAUGGUGUUUGCGAGUCCAAUGGGUGCAAAUGCCACGAGGGCUAUCGCGGUGAGGCCUGCGACGAGGCGUUCCAGCUCGAGCAGCCCCUGCAGUUGAAGCUUCAACAGGUGAGCAAAGAAGAUGAGCAGCACACCGUGACGUGCCCUGGAGGCUGCGGACAUGGCAUCUGCAAGGUGGGCAUUUGCGACUGCGACGCUGGUUGGCAAGGCACGAGCUGCAGUAUCAGUGAUGAGGCAGCGCUCCAAGGUCUCGAGGAGCAAGCAGCUCUUUCCAGCGUGCCAGCUGCUGCCUCGUGGAUUGGCACCGGUCACGCGGACGAAGUCGGAACACGGGCCCUGCGAGCAGCGCCCAAUCAGGUGACGGUGCCCAAAACGCAGCUCUCAGCAAUUCAGGGUCAGACGGAGCAGGGUCAGCGGGCGAGCAGCUCCUUCGGGGUGCAGGCGGCCAGUGCGCUGAACCGCUGGCUGAAGAGUGCCAAGAAGGUGAGCAGCGAACGCCCCGUCGAUCAGUUGGCAUCCUUGCUGUCCUCGGCGGCAAUGCCCGCCUUUGCUCUGUUGGAGCGGAUUUCCUGUGCCGUUUGCACGGAGGUGGGCCGUGACUUGGGGAUCGACUUGGCGCAGAUGCCAUGCGAGACCUCCUCCACCAUGAGGUGUAUCCACUACGAUCGGCCCUUGGAGAGUCGGGGAGAUGGAGAUCUCCAGGCACCAGCGAGGGCACCAGCCAUUGGCACGCAUGUGCGCUUGGUGGGGCUCCAAGGCGCCGAGGCCUCGCUGAACGGUCUCAAGGGCUGCGUCACCGACGCGGACGCGGACACGGCCGUGGUGUCCUUGAGCGGUGCCCCUGAGGCGGUCUUGCACCAGCGAGCAUCGGAGACGGUCACCGUGCAGCUGGGCCAUCUGCGAGUUCUUUGGUCCCAGGCUCCUGGCAUGUACCCAGCGCACACCGACUCCUCGCUGGUCACGUUGGCACCCAGGAGCUCCGCACCCGGCCUCGAGGUGAAAGAUCUUCAGACUGGUGAGUGGUUCAAUGUGGAGGAGGCUUUGCUGCCAGACGACUGCUUGCUCUUCGUCGGCGACCCGCUGGACUAUGCCAGUGCCCACCAGUAUCCAGCUUUGAUGCAUAGGCCGGCGGUUUGCGGCCAAAGCAAAGGCGGAGGCAGUGGAGAGCACCGGAUCUCCACGCCUUUCUUCCUCUACCCACGCGCUGAAGCGGUCCUCGCGCCACAGAAGCUUCCACGAUUGGUCUUCGACGACCUCAACGGCAACGUCAACGGCUGUCGCGACCGCUUCCCGUGGAAGAAGCACACCUGCUACUACUCCGACCUCGUCUACUCCGAGAGCAAGGACUGA